Molecule: messenger RNA, 5682 nt
Organism: Rhodamnia argentea
Lineage: Eukaryota; Viridiplantae; Streptophyta; Magnoliopsida; Myrtales; Myrtaceae
Exons: 5
Coding region: 1-5682 (1893 amino acids)
Molecular function (GO): ADP binding
Source: RefSeq, a predicted model, not a curated record
AUGGCCGAGGCAGUUGCUACCUCCGCUGCAGAGAGCCUAGUUUCGAAACUCGUCGAGUACCUAAUUACACCCAUCGGACGCCAAUUUGGGUACGUGCUAUGCUACAAGAGCUACGUCGAAGAUCUCCAAAAUGGAGUCCAGCAGCUGAAGGCUGCGAGGGAAAGAGUGCAUAGCUCUGUCGAGGAAGCAGAAUAUGAUGGAAAACUUAUACACACAGAUGUUGAGAAUUGGCUAAAGAGUGUGAAGGAGGAGAUUGAGAAGGCAGAUAACCUCUUGAAACGUGGCGCAAGAGCAAAUAAUGCUUGCUUCCAUGGGUGGCUUCCCAACCCAGUGGUGCGCCAUCCAAUUGGCAGGAAAGUGAAGAAGAUGACUCCAGUCAUUCGGGGACUUCACGAGGAAAGUGCCAAGAGUAACUUCCAGAAGGUCUACUAUGAGAAUACUCCGAUAGGAAUUAUCACUGCUACCACGUCCGCUGCAAGACCAGUUGACAAGAAAGAAGAUGUCCUGGAUUCCAGGGCUUCAAUCACAGAGUAUGUAAUGAAGGCCAUGGCUGAUGACAAGGUCCGUGUGAUUGGGGUGUGGGGACCAGGUGGGGUUGGCAAGUCCAAGCUUUUGGAGGAUGUCGAAAGGCGAGUAAAGCAAGAGAAGUUAUUUGAUGUGAUUGCUGUGGCAAAUGUAUUACGCAAUCCAGAUCUAAAAAGAAUCCAGGAAGAAAUCGCUAAUGCACUGGGUUUAAAGCUAACGAACGAUGAAAGUCCUCCUGGAAGAGCAGAUCGUUUGUCCAAGAGAUUAGAGAGGGAUCCUAAAAAGAAGAUUCUCAUAAUUUUAGAUAAUUUGUGGGAGAAGUUAGAGUUGAAGGAAGUUGGAAUACCUUGCGGAGAUGAUAAUAGAGCAAGAGGCUGCAAGCUAUUGCUAACGUCUAGAAACCGAGAUGUUUUACGCAUUGGCAUGAGCGUUGACCGAGAAAAACGACUCAAUGAGUUAGAGGAUGGAGAAGACCGAAAACUCUUUGAAAGGAUGGUGGGGGACAAAGUUAACGAACCUGAUUUUAAACCCUGGGUAGAUGGAGUGGUCAAGAAUUGCGGAGGCUUGCCACUUUUGCUUGUUUCGUUGGCAAAAAGGCUGAAGCAUGGAGAUUUGGCUGCAUGGAGGAAUGCUUCGACCAAUAUAGAUGUGUCGGAUGUAAAAUCAAUAGUGGAACUAAGUUACAAUGACUUAAAAGAAGAGAGGAUCAGAUCAUUGUUCUUGGUUUGUGCUCUAGACUCUGGGAAGAGUUUCUUGAGGGAUUCCCUUCUCUAUUGCAUGGGUUUGGGUUUAUAUGAAAAAUUCAAUACAACCAUUGAAAACGCUAGAGAUAGGUUGAUUGUUGAUCUACACUGCCUGCAGGACUCUUCUUUGUUACUAGAGAGUGAUGACAUGGAAGAGUUCAGAAUGCAUGACAAAUUUGUAGACGUGGCCAUCUCUAUGUCUUCCACGGAUUGGUACGCGUUGGUUGGGAAGAAGGAUUAUGGGUUUAAAAAAUGGUCAAAAGAUGAGCUCAGAAAAUGCACUGCAAUAUCCUUCAAUUUUGUUGGCAUUGAUGAGAUUCCAGAUAAUUUGGAUUGCCCAAGCUUGAGGAUUCUACUGUUAUGCGAGCACAGUCCAUCUCUCAAGAUUCCCAAAUCAUUUUUUGAAUCUAUGGAGAAGCUUCAAGUCUUGGACAUUUCUGGCUUAUCUUUCACCUCUCUACCUUCAUCGAUGGAGCUCCUGGGAAACCUCAAGUCACUCAGUCUUGAUCAGUGCUGUCUAGAGGAUGUGACUGCUCUUGGAAAGCUUAAAGGGUUGCAGUUCCUAAGUUUCUUAGACUCUACAAUCACUUGCCUACCCAAAGCGAUAGGCGAACUAACAGAAUUGAGAUCUUUGGACUUGAGAAGUUGCACCAGGCUCGAAGUUAUUGAACCCGGCGUGCUCGCUAGCUUGGUGAAUUUAGAAGAGUUGUAUAUGGAGGACAGUUUUGAUCGGUGGGAGGUCGAGGAUGAAGCACCUCGAAGCAAUGCCAGCCUGGCUGAGUUGAAGAACAUGAAAAAGUUAAGCACUUUGAGCAUUUCCAUUCCUCAUUCUGCCUUUCUCCCAAGGGACCUUCCGUUUGGGAAACUGAACAAGCAUAAAAUCCAAAUUGGGAACGUUUGGGAUUGGUCGGGUGAAUGCAAAGAAUCCAAAAGUUUAAAGCUCAAGUUGGAUUCGAGCAAUCUUCUCGUUGAAGAGUGGGUGUCAAAAUGUUUGCAAAGAACGCAAGAUCUCCACUUGGAUGGAUUGCAAGAUGGCAUCAACAACAUUCACGAUUUGUGCGACGAAGGAUUUCAGGAAUUGAAGCAUCUUCAUGUACAAAAUAGCCCCUCAUUCCAUUAUGUUGUUCGCUCCACAGAGAAUGUCCAGUGCACUGCCUUUACUAGAUUGGAAUCUUUGUUUCUCGAAAAUCUUGACAACUUGGAGAAGAUAUGUAGCGGCUAUCUUGCCCUAGAAUCCUUCACCAAACUAAACAUUUUGAAAGUGGAUAACUGUGGUAAAAUCAAACAUUUGGUUCCAUUGCCUAUGAAGAGAAUAAUGUUGCAGCUUGAAGAAAUUGAAAUAAGCAGGUGCCACUUGAUGCAGCAUAUUGUCUUAGAUGCCGAAGCAGAUGAAGACAGAGACGAAAUAUAUGAUGAUAACAAAGGGAAGUCGUACAAUUUGCGUAGGUUGACCCUACGAAACUUGCCAAAGAUGACGAGUUUCUGUAAAACAGAGAGCCAUUCGAUCAAUUUCUUUGAUGGACAACAGCUAAUAAAGCUACAGAGUUUGGAAUCCAUAACCAUUGGAAGUUGCCAGUUAAUAGGGGAAGUAUUCGACCUUGAAGGGCUGACAACCAGUGGGGAAGUCGAGAUUUUGUCGCAAUUGAGAGAAUUAACCCUGAUUGACUUACCAAGUUUGGGACGCAUAUGGAACAAAAAUCCUCGAAGACUAUUGAGUUUCCAAAACUUAAGGGCACUUAAGGUGCAAAACUGUGAGAACCUGAGGUUUCUUUUUUCUUCUUCCAUGGCUAAAGCACUCAGGCAAAUAAAAGAAAUAGAAAUAGCGGAUUGUAAACUGAUGGAGGAAAUUAUGGAUGUACAAGAAGAAGAAUUGGAGGAAGCUGCCACCUUUGAUACUAUAGAGUUCCCUAUGUUAACCUCCUUAUCUCUCGAGGAAUUGCCGAAUCUCAAGACAUUCUAUACUGGAAAGUACCAUAUUCACUGUCCAUCCUUAACAAGUCCGAGGAUAUCCGGAUGCCCCAAAAUGAUGACUUUCUCUUCAUAUAAAGGGAAGCAAUGGUCCAUGUCAACUGAUACAGGUUUGCCACAAGUUUUUUGUUGUACCAACUCUGGCUUGCCCUUGCCAGUCUUCUUCAACGAAAAGGUUCUUUUUCCUAGCUUGGAGGAAUUGAAGCUUUCAUCCAUGUGCGAAUUAAGGAGGAUAUGGCAUGAUCAACUCCACGGACAGUCCUUCGGCAAACUUGCUUCCCUCACUGUUGAACUUUGUGAAAAUCUAUCACACCUUCUUCCAUCAAAUUCAAUGGAUUGGUUGCAGAGUCUGAAUAAACUUAAGGUGGUCGGAUGCCCAUCCUUGGAAGAAUUAUUUGGACCGGUAAGUCUCAACGCUGAGAAAAGGCAAAAGCCAUUGGUCCUCUCUGUAUUAAAAAAAGUGAAGCUGUUGAAUCUACCAAAGCUGAAAGACAUUGUGAAGAGUGACUGCAAAAUAACCUUAGCGUUUCCUAGUCUGAUAAAAGUGAAGGUGAGGCGUUGUCAUAGUUUGCCGUAUCUCUUCUCAACUGCCACGGCUAAAACUCUAGAUGAACUUGAGGUGCUUGAUGUUUCCUGCUGCGAUAACUUGCGGAGCAUAAUUGUGAUGGAAGAAGGAAAAGGGAAGAUCAUAGAGACAUUGAAGUUCCGUCAUUUAAGCACUCUCAAGCUUGGUGACCUCGAGAACUUGAUUAGUUUUAGCUCAGCGAGUUGUGCUGGUGAAGGUUUACAUCCUCUAUUUGACGAGAAGCUUGUAUUUCCAAAGUUAGAAGAGCUACAAAUAAAGGGAAUUCAACUGAAAGAACUAUGGCACAAUAAAAUCCUUGCGGAGUCAUUUUGCCGGCUAAAGGUCCUCGAGGUGAAGCAGUGUCACAACCUAUUGAAUGUGAUACCUUCAUUCAUGUGGAAGAGACUGCUUCGUUGUGUAGAGUCCUUGACAGUGGAGUCAUGCAAUUUGAUAGAAGACAUAAAUACCCUCGAGGGCCUCGGUUUCAUGGAAAGAGAAGCUGCAAGAAACAGUCCAUUGAGACAGCUAUCUUUAUGUGAUCUCCCUAAUUUGACACGCAUAUGGAAGAAUGAGGAUUUGCUGAAUCUUUGCUUUCACAACUUGACUUCUAUAAGAGUUGAGGAGUGCCCGCGUAUAACAAAACUUUUUACAAUGUGUAUGGCGGCAAGUCUGGGACAACUCCAACAUCUUGUUCUAGGUGGUUGUGGAGAGAUGGAGUACGUUGUAGCCAGAGAAGAGGAGAAACCCAAAGAAGUAGCUCAUAAAAUUGUAAUUCCUCAACUUGUCACCAUGUAUCUUCACAACAUGCCAAAACUCAUAAGCUUCUGCCAGGGGAAGCAUAUUUCAGAGUGGCCUUCCUUGAAGGAGUUUACUGUUGAAGAUUGCCGAGCAGUGGAGGUGAUUAUAGGAGAUGCGAGUUGUAGAAAACCAGAGGGCAAUGUUGCAGCGCAGCAACCGCUUUUGCUGGUCGAAAAGGUCAUUCCACAAUUGGAGCUAUUGACAUUAGCGAGGGAGGAUGUUGUGAUGAUGCCGCAGCAUUACAUCUUUGGCAAUCUCAGAGAGCUGAUUUUGGGAUGCUACCACGAUGAAAAUGCCGCCUUUCCUUCUAAUUUCCUUCUCCACAGAUUCCCCAAUCUAGAAAUGCUUUUUGUGUCCUGUAGUUCAUUCAAGGAGAUAUUUCCAGAAGAUGCGAUUGGACAUGGGGGAGGAAGUCUGAAGGCUCUUGGAAAUCUCAAGCAACUUAGGCUGGUGAAUUUGUGUAAUCUGAGGCGAGUUUGGAAAGAUGGCUCCUUGAUGGAUGAAAUCCUCAAACAAAUUGAAGAUCUGUUCCUUGCUCAAUGCCCUAGUUUAUCAAUCGUAUUUCCAACUCCGACUUCAUUCCAUAGCUUGACAGAAUUAGAAGUAGCGGAUUGCAACGGUUUGGUUCAUGUGGGGACUUGCUCAGCAGUGACGAGUCUGGUGCACCUUACUCGGCUAAUCCUAAGAAAUUGUGCUAAAAUGGAAGUCGUGGUAACAGAUGAUGGAAAUGGAGCAGAUGAGAUCUCUUUCCCCAACUUGGAAGUGCUGAUACUCGAUCGUUUACCAAGCCUUGAGAGCUUCUCCCCCAUGAAUUGCGUCUUCACAUUCCCAUCAUUGCAGAGUAUUGUUGUGAUGCAGUGCCCUCAGAUGGAUAUAUUCUGCAAGGGCGCCUUGAGGACACCAAAACUAGAUGAAGUACUCCUCUCCGAAGAGGAUGAUGAAGGGCAUUGGGAGGGCGACCUUAAUACCACCAUACAAACCUUAUGGCGUCAAACAGAUUCCGAAGUACUCUCAGACGACGAUGAUGAGGAAGGCCCGUCAGAGGAUGACCUUGAUCCCACCAUCCAAAGCUUUGAGGCAUGA